Molecule: messenger RNA, 2148 nt
Organism: Bufo gargarizans (Asiatic toad)
Lineage: Eukaryota; Metazoa; Chordata; Amphibia; Anura; Bufonidae
Gene: FAM234B
Product: family with sequence similarity 234 member B
Exons: 13
Coding region: 93-1976 (627 amino acids)
Source: RefSeq, a predicted model, not a curated record
UCUCAGAAUUCUCAGUGUACUUCCUGUCUCCAGUAAAACUACAACUCCCAGAGGCACUUGCGGCACGCACGCGCAGUUCCGUCCCAUUGAGUAUGGCUACGGUGCUGUCCAGAGCCCUGAAGCUGCCAGGGAAGAAGUCUCAUGACCCCAGGGAAUAUGACCCCCUUACUCAGGCAGACAGUGAUGAGAGUGAAGAUGACCUUGUUAUUAACAUCCAGCAAAAUGGAGUUCAGAACGGGAAGGGCACUCGUGGGGCAUCUCAGGAUCAUGACUCCGACGUUGAACGAAGGUCAAAGAGAGUCCAGCAACGUCCAGUAGAUAAUAAACAGGAUGGGCUAUGUGCCACAGGAGCCCUGGAACCAGGACUAAAGCCACCAUCCUCUUUGUUGUCCUAUGUGCGAACCACAGUAUUUAUUCUGACAGUUGUCGUCUCAAUGGUAAUGGUUCUUAUUUGUGCGUUCCUCAUCCCUUGUCCUAUGAAUGGUCAGCACAACAUGUGGACACUCCAUGUGGGUUAUGACACAGAAUUUUCUUCACCUCUGGAGCUGUUUGAUGUCAAUAAGGAUGGUGUACCAGAUAUACUGCUGACAUUCCUGUCCUCCAGAGCCACUGCUACACAGGAUGCCGUGAAGCAGACCCAUUUUCUCUCCGUUCUCUCUGGUAAUAGCGGGAGCGUCUUGUGGAGCCGGCACACCCAGGAGUAUCUCCGGAGUAUUCAGUGUGGACGACUGCUUAUAAAGCCUGAGCUGAACGACACGUGUCUCCUGACUGGAACGUACAAGCUGUUGAGCCUGAUCUCUGCAUCUACAGGGGAAUCUUUAUGGACCAUGAGCCUAAACCAUGUGUCAAGCGGAACAGUAGCGGCUCCUGCUGUAAUUCUGCCAGAUCUGGAUGAUGACUUUACAAAUGACGUGCUGGUUCUUACCAUUGGGGAAAGUCAGCCAGAUCUCGGAUUCCUUUUGGUGUCGGGCCGCACUGGGAAACCUAUGGGUGAAAUAGUCAAGUACAGCAUCAUGGGAGAAGGGAAACUUUUAGGACCACAGGCCUACUACACAAGCCAGGGAGCCAUUUAUAUUCUUUUUGGCUUUGGGAACAUCCAGGCUGUUGCUUUGAGGGAUAUAUAUGCCCAGGCUAAAAGUGGAGGCAAUUUUCCAGGCGCCCUUCAGAGAAUUGAUCCAGAUUGGGAAAAGAGGAGAUCUGUCAAUCACUCGAAACUGAUCAAUGUGUACAGCUCUGGAGUGGAGUUUCUGCAAACCGUUCCCGUCUAUCUCAGUAACUUCAGUGAUUUACUGGUCACAAGUAAGGAGGCUGUGACUCUUGUGAAGGGACAAGACCUGGAGCAGAGAUGGAGCAUCAAUCUGAACAAUGUCUACAGCCACCCACAGCCUGGUUACUUUAACAGUGAUGGACACUUGGAUUUCUUCAUACAGAUUCAGAGCAAUGCCACUGAAAAAAAGAUGAUUAUUGUUGAUGGACCCUCGAGUCAAUCACUGUGGGAGUGCGAGAUUCCGUGGCAUGAAGAUGAAAAAGAAACGGAGGCGAUCUCCCUUCUUACUGCUGAUGGAAAAUCAGUGUUCCUGUUUUGGGGUGAAGACAUGGUUCCGGGUAACAGCUCUCACAUGGCUUAUAGAAAAUCAGACAGCCCAUGGAUGAGACAUCUUUAUUUGCUGUCUCCUACCUAUCCAGGAGUUGUCCUGGACCUCUUCAAUGUAUCUUCAAGUAUUGUUGCUUUUGCAGCGGGGAUCAGAGAGUUGGAGAAGGAUGCCCUCCUUGCUAUCGUGACUGCAGAGCAGGAGCAGAGCACAUCAGGCAACAUGUCCCGAAAUCUGACUAUAAGCAAAGUGGGCAUGAGGUGGGCUCUGUCCAGCAGCCGAGCUCGGUCUCUGAGAGGUGCAAAUGUAAGGCCCAAAGUAGAAGAUAUAAAAAAAAUUCUUAGUAGGUUGAAGUUCACUUCACUUCCUCAAUGGGUAUUGUAAUCGUGAAAGGUCAAGACUCCUCCAGAAGUGUAAGGAAGUGGUUUCUAUAUCUUACUGCAGACAGUGCCUAGAAUCCUAGAAGCACAAGUCACAAGAAAGACCUGGAAAUCGGGAGUGAUCAUACUGUCACUUGUUUUCUUGUGUAUCAGUAUACCUGUGCUGUGUUGCAGUG